Molecule: messenger RNA, 1317 nt
Organism: Chenopodium quinoa (quinoa)
Lineage: Eukaryota; Viridiplantae; Streptophyta; Magnoliopsida; Caryophyllales; Amaranthaceae
Product: putative disease resistance protein RGA1
Exons: 1
Coding region: 1-1317 (438 amino acids)
Source: RefSeq, a predicted model, not a curated record
AUGGGUCAACUUAGAGAUUUGAUGCCUCUAAUUAACCUUAGAAAUAGACUUGAAAUUGAACUUAAAAGAGGAUAUGCAUACGAUUUGAACAACUCUGAGGAGGGAUCAUAUUUAUUAAACAAGGAACAUAUCAAGGUUUUGUUGAUAGAACAAGAAAACAUCUGGGUUAGACCACACCGAAUCAACCAUUUGUAUCAGCAGGAUGACCCAGUAGUUUUAAAAGAAAGAUUGCUAGAAAGACUCGAACCCCACCAUGAUCUUAGAGAGAUUAGAAUUACAGGAUAUGAAGGUGUGACGUUGCCAAGAUGGGCAGCCAAACUAGCAAUGUCUCUCCCACGGCUUGUGACAAUCUCACUAGUGUAUUUUCGUGAUUUGCAACAUCUGCCAGCAAUGAGUCAACUACAGCAUCUCAAAUAUCUUACGCUCAUAGAAAUGCCCAAUGUAGAGUUCGUGGAGGAUGAUAGUGGUGGUGCUGCUGUUGUACCAUCGUUUCCGUCACUUGAGUCUUUGUUCCUCUGGAAUUGCCAAAGCUUGAAAUGUUUUCCUGAUUGUCCACAUGUGAAAAAAUUUACCUUAUGUGGCCUCGACGAAGCACUGACAUUUUGUAGACAUAGAGAUGAUGCAACGGCCACCUCUGCUGGCUCUUCAUUAUCAAGCAGCAACAACAAUAAUUCUGAUGUGUUUGAUUUGUGGGAAUUAAAAACAGACAAUUUAGGAAUACUCAAGUCCCUUUUCCGUGAUUCUAUACAAAGCAUUCAUCAUCUCACAUUGCUUAACAUGGAGGUCCAGAGUUUGUCGAGUUCUGUACAAGAGAAUAAUCAGAAGUACGCAUUUUCCAUUCAUAGUCUUAAGUUUUUGUCUUGCCAAAACUUAAAAAGUUUGUCAGGAGAAGGAAUAGAGUGUCUCACCAACUUGAAAACACUAUCGAUUUGGGAAUGCCAUAACCUGAAACUGGAAGAAGAGGAAGGGUUUCCAUGGAAAGCCCUUCACGUCCUGUCCGACUUGAGCUUCAAUGAACUUCCACAACUGAUACAUCUACCAAAGGGCCUUCAAUACUUGACUACCCUUCAAAGUCUUGAAAUUGAAUUUUGUGACAAGUUGGAAGCCCUCCCAGAGUGGCUUGAUUGCCUCAAGUCUUUGCGAUCACUUGACAUCCGUUAUUGUCUGAGACUGAAAUCGCUUCCAGAAGCAAUCUUUCCGUCACUCACAACACUCCAUAUACACUUCUGCGAUGGGCUGAAGGAAAAGUACAGCGAACCAAAUGGGACAGACUUUCCUAAAAUAUGUUUCAUCCCUGAUCUAUACCUCUAUUUUUGA